UUUGUUACACGUAACAUUCUAAGUUCCAGUAUAUAUGCAACUUAUAGAAAACAAUGUUUUCUAGUGAUAAAACAUGUCGGUCUAUAUGUAACUUAUAGAAGACAAUGUUUUCUAGUGAUAAAACAUGUAGGUUUAAACAGAAAAUACACAAACGGAAAAUACACAAACGGAAAAUACACAAACGAAAAAUACACAAACGAAAAAUACGCAUUUAUGUUAACCCUGAAAUCUUACCAGUAACGUAACAUUAAAGGCCCCACACCUUAUCCACAUAGCUGUAUUAUUACAGGUAGCAUGGGCUGAGGUUGAGCUCAACAAAUUAAACCGUUCCACCACCUCUUAUUUUAUUUGAUUAUCUUUUUCUCAUUUGUCCGCUCUCUUUGACCUUCAGAUGGCCCGGCUGUCUAAAUGCCAUCCAAACCUUAUUUACCGUCUUAUAGCCUAUCAGCCCUUCUCGGCGUGAUCUCAGUAUUCUUGAACCUAUUAUCGCCAGUAGUACUUGGCUCUACGCGGGUAAUGUUAACGAUACUAAAUAGUUGCAUGCUAUUUAAUCCUCUCUUUACUUGGAAAACCUCAGCACGAAGGAAGUACCGUUAGGAAUUGCUGGCUGAUACCGAAGCAUUUUGGACAGAGAUGGUUAAAGUAUCGCUAGACAGAUACAUAAAUUGUUUGGUGUGCUUAAACCCUCAACAUUAAGGACGUGGGUUGUUCAACGAAGCGUGAUCCAUUGCCGUCGUAACGUAUUGACGUACAUUUGUGUUGAUUAUCAGCUCGAAUGUCUACCAAAGAUCAGAAAUAUUGUGACAAAUUUUAACCCGAUGUUCCCAAUGGUUUUCUGGAAGUCUAUUGAGCAAAGCAGCGGGUAUAUUUAAUUAGUCUUUUCCCCUCAUACAGGACGGGAAAAGAUUCGGAGGAUUGGUGAAGUAGAGUUUUCAUCUGUUAAAGGCACUUUAAAGAGUCGACGGUGGCGGAAUUACAUGAAUCUACGACCCAAACCACCGUUCACAAUUUGAGAAAACUUUUUCAAGAGUUUCAUUUGAGCCUAAUAAACUUCAUGUUGAAAUACUUCGUCACCAACCAAAAAUCAGCAUCGAACGAUUAUAUUUAUUUGACAUAUUUAUUCUCAACAUAAAACAAACACUGCCUGGCUUUAGAUAAAGGAUAACGAUUUUGGAGCAGUCUCUGGCAUCUCAUCGGUGAACCGAUUCGUCACCGAUUCGUAAAGCGAGCAGGACGAGGAUUUUCACGAUCACGUGUUGGAUCCAAUAAGAACAACAGCAGAGAAAACGAAACUGAAAGUUGAGGACAGGAAAAGAGGUGGCAAAACUGGACAGCCUAAAGAACCAAUCGCUGAUGGCGGAGUCGUCAGUUCCGCUAACCAGCAAUGAGGGUGCAUCAAGUGCCAGCGUUUCUGACGAUUCUACGUCUAACUCAUCGUGUAGGGACGUGACUAUUGGGAUCGGGGGCCAUGUUAAACCCAAGGGUGCCCCAGCGGAGCGUGCCCAGUGGGGGCGGCAGAUCGAGUUCGUCCUCUCCUGCGUGGGGUUUGCCGUGGGGUUGGGUAACGUCUGGAGAUUUCCGUACCUGUGCUACAAAAAUGGUGGAGGUGCAUUCCUGGUCCCAUACUUCAUCAUGUUGUUGUUGGUGGGAGUUCCGAUCUUCUUCUUGGAACUGGCUUUUGGUCAGUUUGCUAGUCUAGGACCCAUCAGUAACUGGUCGUUCAGUCCGCUGUUCAAAGGGGUUGGGGUCUGUGCCGUCAUGAUCUGUGGGGUCAUCAACAUCUAUUACAACAUCGUCCUAGAUUAUUGUAUAUAUUUCUUCUUCGCCUCCAUGACCCAAUACCUACCGUGGGAGACCUGCGACAACUGGUGGAACACGUGCAAGUGCAAAGGCCCGGAUGUCAUGGACAACGCCACCUGGAUUAAUCUGACACGACCGGAAUGCAUUGACAGUUAUUACAACGGAAAUCUGACGCUAGCGGAUAUCAACAACACGCAAUCGCCGAGUGCGGAAUUUUACAAUAAUAACGUACUUGGCCUCUCCAGUGGCAUCGAGGACAUGGGUUCACUAUCCUGGAAGCUGGUCCUUGUACAUCUUUUGGCCUGGCUGGUUGUUUUCUGUGUUCUGAUUAAGGGCGUUCAGUCCUUCGGCAAGGUCGUGUAUUUUUCUGCCAUAUUCCCGUACAUACUGCUGACGGCUUUGCUGAUUCGGGGUGUGACGUUACCAGGCGCCAUUGAUGGAAUCACGUAUUACAUCAAACCUAAGUGGUCGAAAUUAUUGGAAGCGUCGGUGUGGAGCGAAGCGGCGGCACAAAUCUUCUAUUCCCUCAGUGCGUGUCAGGGCGGUCUCGUUGCAAUGGCUAGUUAUAACCGGUUCAACAACAACUGCAUGAGAGACGCGUUCAUCAUUCCAGUCAUCAACUGUAUGACGAGCUUUUACGCUGGGUUUGUUAUAUUCUCUGUACUGGGCUUCAUGGCGUAUGAAAAAGGUGUGAACAUCAGCGCAGUAGCGGACGAAGGUCCCGGUCUUGCAUUCAUUGUGUACCCAGAAGCGAUCUCAAAGAUGCCAAUAGCCCCCCUCUGGGCCCUCCUCUUUUUCUUCAUGAUGAUGACAUUGGGAUUCAGCACUCAGUUUUCUGGAAUGGAGACUGUGAUCACAAGCGUCAUAGACGAGUAUCCCAAACUUCUGCGGCAGAAAGUCCCAUCUAUUCUCUGUCGCCUCGGACUAGUUAUACUCACUUGCAUUCUGGGAAUUCCAAUGGCGACACAGGGUGGACAAUACCUAUUGACUCUGAUUGAUGCGAAUAUUGGUGGAUAUCCGUUCCUUGUCGUCGGUCUCAUGGAACUCAUUACACUCAACUGGAUUUACGGAUACAAUCGAUUUGCGGAGGACAUCGAGAUGAUGAUUGGUCGAAAGCCCUUCAUCUACUUCCGGAUCAUGUGGUGCUUUGUUUCUCCCGGCAUUCUUGUCGCUUUGAUCGUGUUCUCAGCCAUUCAGACGCAGCCUCUCACCAUGGGUGACUACGUGUAUCCUGGUUGGGCAAACGCCCUUGGCUGGAUCAUAACGGCUAUCCCCAUUGGCUGUAUCCCCGGCUGGAUGGUGUACUACAUUUGGCGAGAGGCCGGCUCUAUGAAGAAAUUAGGAAAAUUCCAUUGGAAAAAGCUCCUGAAGAAAGUGAUAUCGCCGAAGCCGGAAUGGGGGCCGUAUCUUCAGGUCAACAGGAAAGGCCGCUACACGUGCAGUGACCUCAUGCUACAAAGAAGCGAUUGUCCUCUCAAUGGACCCAACAUCGGUACCACGGCCUAAACCUGAGACAGCUGUCAGCCAACGAGAACGCACGUAAAUUCCCAACGGCCGAUAACCAUACAAAGGGAGACAACUCUGGAUAACCGAAUUGAAAAUACGCAUAUAUGGGUAGAGCUUAGUGUCAGCUUAUUAUAUACCCCAUAGUAGACAGGGACACGUACGCGAGAACGAGGGGGUGGGGUGGGGGUGUCGAAAGAGAGAAUGGGAGUUGUGUGUGUCGUGAUAUUUUAAGACGUGGUUAAAUAAAAGGAAGAUAAAUAUCUAACAGUAUUAUGGAACAAUCCCUUUCCAAAGAUAUGUUUGUGCAUCGUAUUUUCCGUGUAAUAUAUACAUUUAUAUAUAUCUGAUUAAAUUUAAGGCAAAGUAUUUUUCAUAGGCAAAAAUAACAAGAAAAAGCAUUGGCUUUUCAUGCAAUAUCAAAGAUUCAAUAUUAGGCAGAUAUACAUGAAUAUUCAAUUAUUCCAUUGGCAUUAGCCUAUGAAGAAAAACGAAACAUGAUCUAAAUAUCACAAGGUUCUCGUAUGAAGUUUUUACAGUGUGGAGGAAGCCUCUUAUGCAGUACACCCUUCUUCCAUUUGACCCAUUGAAAUGGAAUCCAAAAGUUUACCAAAUGCGCACUCAGUCUAUCCAUGUACACUGGGAUAUCUAUUUCCGCGCAGUGGCAACUCGGAUCCACGGUAGAUGGAUCAUUGCUUUCUUGUAAUACAUCGGUAUGCAACGUUACCAUUUUCUUCACAACACGUCAUCGAAAGACAUGUCUGAACAAUGAACAACAGCGCAGUUCCGAAAUAAUAUUGGCGGGAAUGGCUCGUCCUUUAAAGUGCUAAGCUAUGUUUUGUAUCCAGCAUUAGGUUUAUAACUAAAAUUAUGGAAGAGAAAGUGCGGGAAAUAGGUUAAGCACAAUUAAUUUUGUGUUUUUCAAAAUGCUUUUAAGCUAUCAAAAUUUAUCGUUUAAGUGCUGAAUGGUACUACUAGUCUCUGGGAUUUUUAUAAAUAAUGGCGCUGGUGUUUAACAAAUAUACAAACGUUCGACGCAGGGAGAUUGGCACAGUGCUCUUUGGAUUUCUCCCUUGAUAAGUUAUUGAGAAGAAUUUUUUAAAAGCUUUCAAUUUAUAUAGUUCAUUUAUUAUAGAACUACUGUGUACACCGAGCAAACGCUUGGUAGACAUAUAAUGAAUGGUACUGGCAACAACGUGUAGAGCUGUGAUCCUGCCAUUCAAGUAGCACUGUAUACAUGUACAUUUACGUAUAUACAUUUACAAGAUGUGGUAAUUAAAGGUACAGAAAACAUAAAAAUGACAUAAAGUUCAUAUGAAAGAGUGCGAAAAGUUAUCCCUAAAAGUGGUCUUUUCCGAUUUUUCCUUAAGUAGAAAAAGGCACUUGAAAAUAAUUUUUGUAUGGUGGGUAUUUGGGACCACCUUUUGGUAUUUAUAGUCUUUAACACAGGAUGUAACACAGGUUUAAUAAAUAUUUUUGCACUAGAAUUUGUUCUUUUCAGCUAAUAAAUGUAUUAAACCUCAAUUUAUAUUUUUAAUAUGUUAAAAAAUAUUAUCAUAAUUUAGGUUAGAUUCAUAUGUUCCGCUAUAAACAACAAAUUCACAUUCAAAUAAAUUUGUUAGACAAGCAUCACAUCCUUAUCAAUACCAAAAGUUGGUCCCAAAUACCCACCAUACAAAAAUAUUUUCAAAUACCCUUUUAUCUUGAAAAAAAAAAAAUAAUUAAAGAUCAUAUUUGCAAAUAAGUUUUGACGCUCUUUCAUCUGAUUUUCGCAUAAUUUUUCUGUUUUCUUUUCCUUUAAGCUGGUAGCGUACACAUAGAUUGUGGGGAAGAACGUGUUCUCACACCAAUAACCUUGAAAUUAAAGUAUUUUGAGUUAUGCUAAAGUUAAAUUCUGUCAUUGUACCAGAUUUUGCUGUUGAAUAUAACAGGCAUAUUUCAUUCAUUCAACAUAAUGGUUGUAUUAGAUCAACAGGAUUUUUAUGUUGAAUAUGGAAUCGUAUUAUCACUCAAACAACAGAAGUUUUGUUAAAAUUAACAGAUUAUUUUUGAGUAUGUGCAAAGUAAGAGGUUUAAUGAUACAAGACCCUGACCGUGAUUCCGUACUUUGUAAGACCUAUGCAUGGGAAGUCAGUGAUGAUUACAGGCUGUAUAUUUAGGUCUCGGUGAAGAAAAAUGGAAUAACGAUUUGAUCUUUGUCGAAUCUAGAUAACAUGGCGAGCAGGGAAACGGCGAAUCUGUCUGCUUCCCAUUUGUGAUUGGCUGAUCGUAAACAUCGCGUCUACCGAUAGUUCACGAGAUUCUAAAUACGGCGAUCUUCAGAUCUGAGUUUAAACGCGUGUUAGACAUUGUGUAGGGAACUAACACAAGAGUGCUGGUCUUUUUGCCGCAGCAUUUGUUUUAUAUAUAGGUUUAUCCACGGCCUCGGUGGGUACGAUUAGGGUAUACGUCAUUAUGACAUGGAACCGACCGCAAUUCCGAUAAAAAGCUUGGAGGAUUCAGUUUGAAUACCAAGUAGGGAUUUCAACUCCGAUAUUCAGAAUCGAAAUCAGAAGGUAAAUCCACCAAUUAUAAGUGUUGAAAAGCUCGUUCACAUGGUUACGCGUAACAUAUAUCAUUUUUAUGGAAAUUGGGCAGUGAAAAGAUGAUCACCACAGUGCUAGCAUGUUUCUACAUAAGAAUUGCCAAAGAAUUCAUGUCGUUACCUUGCCGAAAGUAAAUAUCGACAACGGAAGACUUGUUGACCUGUUGCUGCUGUCGUUGCUCUUUUGUAUGUAAAUAUCACGUAUAUCUCUAUGGCGAACCACAUUUGACAAGCCUUUUAUCUUUUUAAUUUAAGUCGAACUGUGAAUGUUCAUUAUUUAACUCUUCUGUGUUCCGCUUUGCAAAAACAGUCCCUCUAUAUUGCUUUGUACGCCUAACUGAAAGGCUUUUUUAACGCUGUUGUUACCUUUAUUCCUUCCUUUUCCAAAGCCGGUGUUUUGACCAGCAAAGGCCAUUUCAUAAAGAGUGCUGUGUUUACGACAGCAACAUAUGUCGUCUAGAAAACCAUAUGCUAAUAUGCUCUUGACUAGCAGUCUGAGGUGUGGAACGUUAAUAUCUCUCUGGGUGAAAUGGGUCACAGAUGGUCUGUUAAAUAGAUGGUGCUCAAUAUUAGCGAAUAUUUCAUAUUUCAUUUUCUCCAGAAAUAAUGUUUCGACGCUCAGAAAACUGUUGGCAAUUGUCCAGGUGAUAUUUAAGAAUAAAGUUUUAAAUGAGGGCCAGAUUGGAACUGAACAUUUUAUUAAAAUCAUGCGUUUCUAGUUCUAAACAUGUGGAAAAGUUUGCACUCACGUACUUCAAAAUAUAACAUCAAAAUAUCUGAGAUAUAAUCACGUUUACACCAAUCUUUCCACACAUCCGGUUGAAGUACAGCUUACAAGCAGUAGUUGACAUCCAGCUCAUCAAGAUUUCCUUUGUGACGUCACACAUCGUGAUCAUGCGUCAUAGGUAUCGUCAGAGUAAUGGAUGAUUAAUGCACACUUAAAACGACAAAGUACAGACUUUGAAAUGGAUGAAUGAAUGGUUGUGGCUUAACACCACAUCGGCAAUUUUGCAGCCAUAUCGUGGCGAGUCUUUGAAAUGGAGAACGCGUACAAAUUUCCCUUCUCCAGACAACUUCUCACCCGUUUGAAACUGGUGUAGAUAAUACAAAUAAGUAGGCUGUCAAUGUUAUCUUUAACAAUACUGCAUAAUUACGUUCAUUAAUUUGCUUCGCCACUAUCUAACGUAGAAUAAAGAAAUCCACAUAAGUUAUGAAGCUCGUUAUGAGUAUAUUACAAUUAUACCACGUUAUUCAAAAUUUUCUCAACAUUGGAGCGGAAAACACACUAUUGUUCAAAAACAUAAGAUGCAGUGUACGGUUAGCUAUUAAAAGAACACACACUCCCUGCAUUCGAUACCGGGGGUGUUACAAAUGUGAAAGUGGGCGUAUCGUUACUAAGCGCCAAUCAAAUUGACGGGCAUAAAAUU
Molecule: messenger RNA, 7314 nt
Organism: Liolophura sinensis
Lineage: Eukaryota; Metazoa; Mollusca; Polyplacophora; Chitonida; Chitonidae
Product: sodium- and chloride-dependent glycine transporter 1-like
Exons: 17
Coding region: 1354-3306 (650 amino acids)
Biological process (GO): nitrogen compound transport; sodium ion transmembrane transport; amino acid import across plasma membrane
Cellular component (GO): plasma membrane
Molecular function (GO): amino acid:sodium symporter activity
Source: RefSeq, a predicted model, not a curated record